Messenger RNA from Papilio machaon (common yellow swallowtail), 1324 nucleotides. RefSeq lists its product as uncharacterized. The record is from RefSeq and is a predicted model, not a curated record. Gene Ontology annotation, biological process: cell-matrix adhesion. The transcript is spliced from 9 exons. The coding region runs from base 70 to 1311 and encodes 413 amino acids. Lineage: Eukaryota; Metazoa; Arthropoda; Insecta; Lepidoptera; Papilionidae. Gene Ontology annotation, cellular component: basement membrane.
UAAUUAUUUCAUUAAAUUGAUAAGGCGAUUGUUUCUUUCAUAGUGAAGUGAAAUGCUGACGCGUAAAGAAUGGAAUUCGUGUGGAUUUUGUUUGUUUGUUUAGUGUUCUACCAAGUUGAUUGUACAAGUAUUUUGUGUGAAGAGGGAUUUUGUAGAAAUCACAGGUUCAAAGAAGGAUGCUCCACACCGGCGCACGAAUGCCGGAUAAACAACGCAACCCAUACGGGCUUGUGGCUGCCCUCUCCCACCAUUUGCAACUGUUGUGAAUACUGCUUGCCAUUUUAUGGUAAAGAGUCUCACUGCAGCGCAGGCGGUCCGGGCACGGGAGUCACUGUUGGUAGAUGUGGCCACGGUUUGACAUGUGACCCACAGCAACUCACAUGUGUAAGAAUGAGUUCAAAAUGUCACACCGCACAAGAUGAGUACGACGCGAGACACUUGCGAGGUGAGACGGGUGCGCUAGAACAGCGCCCUCUCUGCGACGGCAAGGGGAACUACGCUGCAUUUCAUUGUGUACCUGCUCACACCUGCUUCUGUCAAUCUGAAGAUGGCGAGAGAAUUUUCGGCGAAAGACUUAAUUUGGGCGCAACUACCAUGCAAAACAUGCAUUGUGGUUGUUCCCGUUUCAAUUAUAAAAUAAGGAAAUCAAUAUCGCCCGGCGUACGGUUCCCUGUUGUCGGUCCGAGGUGUACCGCUGAUGGAAACUUUCAUCCCGUGCAGUGCAUCGGCAGGACUUGCUACUGCGUUAACAGAAUCACUGGAAAAAUACGUGACGAAAAAUCUAUCAAUUUAAAUCAGGACCCAAUAUCUAAACUACCUUGUUACAAUGCAGAGUUAGAUUUGUUUCCGAAUCAAAGUGAGGGAAAACCACCAUACAACUACACAACUCCUUGUUACGAACAUAUGCAAGCGAAGAUAGAUAUCAUCAAACAAGCUGAGGAAAAUGGUUUUAUUACUGAUUUCUUUACAACAGUAUCAGAAUGUAUGCCAGACGGGACAUAUGGAAGAGUAUUGAAGACUACGAAUGGAACUAAAAUAUGCGUCGACGAUCGUGGACACAAGAUAGAAGGUUAUGAAGCCGAACCAAAUACUGAAAAUUACGAAAAUAUGGAUUGCAAAUGUGCGAAAACAUCAUUUCUUAUGGCACAAUCAAACGAAAGGCCGAUUUGUUGCAAGAACGGCAACUUCAGGAAGAUUCAAUGCCGACGUGGUCAGUGCCGCUGCGUCGAUUCUGAUGGUCGGCAGAUUGGCAGAGAAUCAGCAGACGUCACCACUUUGAGUUGUUAUAAUCCCGAUUGGAAGCGAUGUUAAAAAGCUAUGAUCU